Ilyonectria robusta is the source of this 1358-nucleotide messenger RNA. Its product is annotated as NADP-dependent oxidoreductase domain-containing protein. The coding region runs from base 358 to 1347 and encodes 329 amino acids. The record is from RefSeq and is a predicted model, not a curated record. The transcript is spliced from 3 exons. Lineage: Eukaryota; Fungi; Ascomycota; Sordariomycetes; Hypocreales; Nectriaceae. Gene Ontology annotation, cellular component: cytoplasm.
CAGCGCCAGACCACUAAAAACAGUCCUCUCAGGGAGUGGGUACUUUUGAGUCUUCCAAAACGGCAUAUUUGAGCUACCGUCCAUUUCGUAUCCCUGAAAGUGGGGGUCUUGCGAUUCGAAGAGUCCGUCGGCUUUACAGAAUGUUUCGAAUGUAAAGCCGACGAUGCUGCGUCGUGGAGUUUAGGUGCUCCGCCGAUUGUAAGUAGAUCGCACGAAUAGCUGAGGGAUUGAGAGGAGUCUUACACGAAUAUAUAUACGCUGUCCAGGUCUGUCAAUACCGAUACUUAUCAACAUCAAAAUCCCAUCGUCUUCAUUCUUCACUAUUAAGAUUUUUAUCAUUAACAUCUAGACAUCACCAUGGUUCAAAUUCUAGGAAAGGAAGUCGGCAAUCUGGGCUACGGCCUUAUGGGCUUAACCUGGAGACCUGUUCCCCCGCCUUUGGACCAGGCCCUGGAGGCAAUGCACACUGCGCUUGAGAAAGGCUGCACUGUGUGGAACGCUGGCGAGUUUUACGGAACACCAGAGUACAACAGCAUGACCGUGCUUAAGCACUACUUUACCAAGUACCCCGAGGACGCCGACAAGGUCACCCUUUUCAUCAAGGGUGGCGUGGUUCCCGGGCAAUUUAGCCUGGACGGGUCGCCCGAAGGCGUUCGGAGAUCACUCGACAACAUCAUCGCUCAGCUUGGUGGGACCAAGAAGAUCGACGGCUUCGCAUACGCGAGGAGAGAUCCUUCCGUCUCUCUCGAAGUCACUCUCGGGGUUAUCCAGAAGGAGUACAUUGACACGGGCAAGAUUGGGGGCGUUUACGUUUCCGAGUGCAGCGCUGAGACCAUCCACGAGGCUUCAAAGCAUGCCAAGAUUAUUGCAGCAGAGGUUGAGCUGAGCAUGUUCAGCCCGGACAUCUUGAACAACGGGGUUGCUGCGGCGUGUGCCCAGUACGACAUCCCGAUUCUGGCAUAUUCUCCUAUCGGGAGAGGUAUGCUUACGGGAAGAUUUACCGAUGUUUCCGACGUCAAGAACUUAGGGAUGAUUUCUCACUUCCCCCGAUUCCAGGCAGAGGCGUUGGAACACAACCUCAAGCUCGUCAACCAAGUCAAGGCUCAGGCAGAGAAGAAGGGAUGUACUCCGGCCCAGCUUGCCCUUGCGUGGCUACGAGGUCUCAGCAACAGCCCCGGCCUGCCAACCGUCAUCCCCAUCCCGGGCGCUACCACCAAGGCCCGGGUUGAGGAAAACGCCGUGGUCAUUGAACUAAGUGAGGAGGAGAUGAAGACUAUCAACGACAUUGUGCACAGCUUUCAGGUGUCCGGGACCCGCUACCCUCAGGGCGCGCCAACCGAGACUUAGGAAGAGAAACA